UCUGUGGAGAAACAAUGGCGACAGAGUCCCCGCGCCGCCCCAGCCGCUGCACUGGAGGAGUGGUGGUUCGCCCACAAGCUGUCACGGAACAGUCGUACAUGGAAAGUGUUGUUACGUUUCUUCAAGAUGUUGUGCCUCAGGCAUACAGUGGAACCCCACCAGCAGAAGAAAAGGAGAAGAUAAUUUGGGUCAGAUUUGAAAAUACAGAUUUAAAUGAUACAUCAAGGAAUAUGGAAUUCCAUGAAAUACACAGCACCGGGAAUGAACCACCGUUACUGCUAAUGAUUGGGUACAGUGAUGGAAUGCAAGUCUGGAGCAUACCUAUCAGUGGUGAAGCUCAAGAACUCUUUUCUGUCCGCCAUGGUCCGGUUCGAGCUGCACGGAUCUUACCAGCUCCCCAGAUCAGUGCUCAGAAAUGUGAUAAUUUCUCUGAGAAGCGGCCUCUUCUUGGUGUGUGCAAAAGCAUUGGAUCUUCUGGCACAAGCCCACCUUACUGCUGUGUGGACCUUUAUUCUUUGCGGACAGGAGAGAUGGUCAAGUCCAUACAGUUCAAAACUCCUAUUUAUGAUCUGCAUUGCAAUAAAAGGAUACUUGUCGUAGUCCUGCAAGAGAAAAUUGCCGCCUUCGACAGCUGUACUUUCACCAAAAAAUUCUUCGUUACAA
Messenger RNA from Nestor notabilis (Kea), 663 nucleotides. RefSeq names its product breast carcinoma-amplified sequence 3-like. NCBI's taxonomy places the organism in Eukaryota, Metazoa, Chordata, Aves, Psittaciformes, Psittacidae. The annotation marks the transcript as partial. The transcript has 8 exons. Gene Ontology annotation, cellular component: cytoplasm. Gene Ontology annotation, biological process: response to starvation; autophagy. The record is from RefSeq and is a predicted model, not a curated record.